AAAAACGUCUUCUUCAUGCUUUUCCAGGGCUCCGCAGACUCGUACACCAGCCGGCCGUCGGACUCUGACGUGUCUCUGGAGGAGGACCCCGAGGCUCUGAGAAAGGAGGCUGACAGACAGGCACUUGCCACACUAGAGAAAGCAAAGACCAAACCAGUGGCGUUUGCUGUGAGGACAAAUGUGGGAUACAACCCCGGCCCGAGCGACGAUGUUCCUGUGCAGGGCAUGGCCAUAUCCUUUGAAGCCAAAGACUUCCUGCACAUUAAAGAGAAAUACAACAACGACUGGUGGAUCGGGCGUCUGGUCAAAGAAGGCUGCGAAGUGGGCUUCAUUCCCAGCCCGGUCAAACUGGAGAACACCCGUCUGCUGCAGGAACAACGGAUGAGACAGAACAGACUCAGCUCCAGUAAAUCUGGGGGAAGCUCCAGUCUGGAUGUUGCAACAGGAACCCGCAGGCCCACUCCACCAGGCACAGCUCAUGUGGACACAUCCACUGUGACCAUUGAUGUUGACCCCCUCGACCUGGAUGCCGAGGAACCCCCUGAGUCCCAGGGUGACCCUCGCUCCUCCAAGAACAUGUCAGGCAGCGUUACAUCCCCUCAGGCCAACACCCACCGACUGCCUUUCUUUAAGAAGAUGGAGCAUGUUCCUCCCUACGACGUGGUUCCCUCCAUGAGACCCAUCAUCCUUGUAGGACCUUCACUCAAAGGCUACGAGGUCACUGACAUGAUGCAGAAAGCACUCUUUGACUUUCUCAAACACAAGUUUGAGGGAAGAAUAUCCAUCACACGAGUCACAGCGGACAUUUCCCUGGCCAAACGCUCAGUCCUCAACAACCCCAACAAACACACCAUCAUUGAGCGCUCCAGCACUCGCUCCAGCCUCGACGUACUGGCGGAGGUACAGAGUGAGAUCGAGCGUAUCUUUGAGCUGGCCCGUACCCUGCAGCUGGUGGCUUUGGAUGCAGACACCAUCAACCACCCCUCUCAGCUGGCUAAGACCUCCCUCGCGCCCAUCAUCGUCUAUAUCAAAAUAGCCUCACCUAAGGUUCUCCAGAGACUCAUUAAAUCCAGAGGCAAGUCCCAGGCCAAGCAUUUAAAUGUGCAGAUGGUGGCAGCAGACAAGUUGGCUCAGUGCCCACCUGAAUUGUUUGACAUCAUCCUGGAUGAGAACCAGCUGGAAGACGCCUGCGAGCACCUGGCUGACUACCUGGAGGCUUACUGGAAGGCCACACACCCCCCGAGCAGCAACCCUCCCAACCCGCUGCUCAACCGUACCAUGGCCACGGCGGCUCUGGCUGCCUCCCCUGAGCCCGUCUCCAACCUGCAGGGGCCGUACUUGGUGCACGGAGAGCAGAAGCGAGAAGGUCCUCCGACAGAAUGCGGUGGCAGCAGCACUCUUCAUGACUAUCAGACCGACCUGGGAGGGAAACCUCAGCAGCAGCAGGCGUACCUGCGCUCGUCUCGUGGCCAGCUACGGAGCGGGAGUGGACGAGGCCUUUCGCGGCAGGACACCUUUGACUCUGAGACCCAGGGCAGCCGGGACUCUGCCUACACUGAGGCCGGCGACUCCUGUAUGGACAUUGAAACUGACCCCUACGAAGAGCCUGAGCCCUACCGCGGGGGCGGGGGAAGUCGCCUGCACCUAGCACAGCAUCACGGCAGACAGGCGUCCUGGGAAGAUGAAGGAGCUGAGCCGGACCAAGAGAACCUGAACCAUCCUCCUAUGCCGAGCCAGACGCAGCCGCAUGGACGCGCCAAGCUGAGAGAGCGUUACUGCCAGGACCCUGUGGACACAGGGGCUAACAUAAGUCGCAACAAGAAUCAGGAUGAUUGGGGGAGGGACGUCUACAUCCGCUGAACUGCAACGUCUGCACGGAAAUGGAAGCUGUGGGAAGGUGGCACAGAUGCUUCCAAAAACUUAAGUGUGACUUCGGGGUCAUGAUGAGAACCAGAGCUAAAUAAUGAAUCUGUUUACAUCCCUGUACAAUGUAAAUGAAUCAACUGCCAGAUGUCAUUCUCAUCACCUUCCUCCAGCAGUAAAGUUAUUUCUGUUUAGAAGAAUUAUAUCGCUCUGUUUUUUGUUUAUUUUUAUUCUUAUGUUAAUACUGCAUGAAAACCAUGGAUUUCUAUACUGACAGCACGAGCACAGUAGGUGUCACAAUUGUGAAUCUAAGACUGUGGUCUCCUUCACUUGUAGAGUGUGAAAGCUGGUAGAGCUGUGGUCUGUCAUAUGUGUCCUCUGCAGUCUUUAACAGGGUCUGAAGUCCAGCAUCUCCAAGUGUGCGUGUGUGUCUGUCAGGGCUGCUCUUUAACGUCACUCUGUGCUUUUGGAUGUCAGGGUUUUUCCUCCUGUAGUGAGAACCAGGAGUUGAGUCUCUCAUCUCCACCUCUGGUAUCACCCAGACCUUAAAAUAAGCUCCUGGAGAAGUUGCCAUAUUUAACAAGAAAAGUUCUAAGUCAACAUUUUCAUGUGGGUCACAUGGACAAACUGGCUUUGACAGACAGCUGUUUACUUCACUUGUCAGCUCGACAAAGAACACACUCCAAAGAUGUUGACCUUGUUCCUGACCUGGCUCAGCCUCACCCACCUCCUGAACCAGUCCUCAGGUUCACUCACUCCCCCACAGGUACUAAAAGUGUACCACAGUGCAGACACAACGCAGCACUCCGACACUGGUCAUGUGAAUGUCCUGCCCAUAGACUGCAUAUAGAAAAUGGACAUUGUUGUCCGCAGCAGUAGUGGAGCCUCGGCUGCUUCACUGGUUUCUGAAGUAACUCAGUACAAUUAGCUUCUCUUUGUACAGCACGGUACAGAUUUUAAGCUAGUAUCAUGUUCUUCUGAAGACUUUAUACAUUGACAUUCACAUGGAGUUAGUUCUGAAACCAGUUAAACCAUGUUUAACCAGGGCUUCACUCCUGCAACCAAACAGCAGCGCUGGUGUUUUUAUAUACAGUCUCCGGUCCUGCCUUAGUCACUCCACCCCUUAGAAAACACUAAUUAAAAAAAAUCUCCAAUCACAAGUGCCGGAAUGUCUCACGAAGCCAUGUCCACCACUGCCACGGUGGGACGUCUUAACUCUUGUUACACUCGUUUUCAUACCACGCCCGUGUGUCCUGUGUCCUGUGUCCUGCCGCUUCUCUGCAGCACUGGCUGUUACUGUGGCUUCAACAAAAAAAAACAAAAAAAUCGAUCUAUUUUUCUUUGCACCAGCUUUGUUGUCUGUUUUGCAUCUUUAUAUAUAUAUAUACAUAAAGAUAUAUAUAUAAAGAAGUUGUGUGUGGUUGUUCACUCCACCCAAGCAGCUAUAGUGUGUCUGGUUCUAAAUAUCACUCUUCUUCCUACUCUUUUUGUUCUGGCUGCAUAGGUAUUUUUUUUUUUUUUUUUUGUAUUUAAAAGUUUAAUUACAUGCAUUUCUAAUAGGAGUGCUGAUGCGGGGAUGGGGAGGUGGGGUUUAGGUGCAGCCUGGUUCUUUCCUCAGUUAUCUAUAAUGGAAAAAUCCAUGAAUGUCCUUGGUAGGGUGCCUCGGCCCGUCCAUCUUCAAGUCAAAUAUAUAUAUAGAUAUGAAAUAAUGAACAGUACAUGAUGUUAUUGUUGCGUUCUUGCAAUUGUUAAAAAUAUGAGAUAACAUGUAUCAUUGGUGCCUGACUGUAGCUGCAUUUUGCUUUUUCCUGCCUUUCAUUUUUAACCUGUGGAUAAAUUCGUAUUUUAAUUAAAAUUUUAACCAGGAAGUUGACCUGUGUGAGUUC
Messenger RNA from Cynoglossus semilaevis (tongue sole), 3749 nucleotides. It is a transcript of the gene cacnb1, whose product is annotated as calcium channel, voltage-dependent, beta 1 subunit. The transcript has 13 exons. Gene Ontology annotation, biological process: calcium ion transmembrane transport. Lineage: Eukaryota; Metazoa; Chordata; Actinopteri; Pleuronectiformes; Cynoglossidae. Bases 16 to 1860 code for a protein of 614 amino acids. The record is from RefSeq and is a predicted model, not a curated record. Gene Ontology annotation, cellular component: voltage-gated calcium channel complex. Gene Ontology annotation, molecular function: voltage-gated calcium channel activity; protein binding.